AUGAAGAGAAACCUAAAUGAAAAUUCAACUCGAAGUACAGCAGGCUGUUUGCCUGUACCAUUGUUCAAUCAGAAAAAGAGGACUAGACAGCCAUUAACUUCCAAUCCACUUAAAAAUGAUCCAGGUAUCAGUACUACUUCUGACAGCUAUGAUUUCCCUCCUCUACCAACAGAUUGGGCCUGGGAAGCAAUGAAUCCAGAGGUGCCUCCUUUAACAAAAACAAUGAACACAGGGCAAAUACCACACUCAGUUUCUCAUCCCUUGAGAAGUCAAGAUUUUGUGUCUAAGUCUAUUCAAUCAAAUAAUGAAAGGAGCAAGAGUGGUUGGAGCUACAGCGAUGGCAACAAAAAUACCAGCUUGAAAACUUGGGAUAGAAAUGAUUUUAGGCCUCAAUGCAAAAGAACAAACGUGGCAAAUGAUAGGAUAAAUUCUUGUCCAAUGAGUUUGGGAGUGCAACAACAGAAACAAUCAAGAAUAUCUCAACUUCCUAACUUACCUCACCAAAGAGAAAGUGAAGUACUCAGACAAACACAUGUGUCAAAAAUACCUGGCUCCACAAUGAGAAGUCUAGAUGAAAACAGUGCAUUACAGGCAUUUAAGCCCAAUUUCCAACAAAAUCAAUUUAAGAAAAACAUAUUAGAUGAUAUUCCAGAAGACAACGCUCUCAAGGAUGCCUCAUUAUAUCAGUUAAAGUUUAAGGGAAAAGAUAAUUCCUUAAGAAUAAUAUCUGCAGUUAUUGAAAGCAUGAAGUACUGGCGUGAACAUGCCCCCAAAACUAUACUUCUUUUUGAAAUAUUGGGUGUUCUUGAUUCAGCUGUUACACCUGGACCAUAUUAUUCAAAGACUUUUCUUAUGAGAGAUGGGAAAAAUACUCUGCCUUGUGUAUUUUAUGAAAUAGUACUUAAAAUGUAGAUGGAAGGAAGGAAUCAAACUACCUUCACAGAGUUUCUUCUUCUGGGAUUACUCAUCCAAUCAGAGCAGAAAAACCUGUCCUAUGCCUUGUUCCUGGUCAUGUAUGUUACCACCGUCCUGGGGAACCUCCUCAUCAUCGUGCUCAUUCUCCUGGACUCCCACCUCCACACACCCAUGUAUUUGUUCCUCAGCAAUUUGUCCUUCUCUGACCUCUGCUUCUCUUCUGUGACCAUUCCCAAGUUGCUGCAGAACAUGCAGAGCCAAGUCCCGUCCAUCCCCUACUCAGGCUGCUUGGCCCAAAUGUACUUCUUCCUGUUUUUUGGAGACCUGGAGAGCUUCCUCCUGGUGGCCAUGGCCUAUGACCGCUACGUGGCCAUCUGCUUCCCCCUGCACUACACCACCAUCAUGAGCCCCAGGCUCUGUCUCUCCCUGGUGGCGCUGUCCUGGGUGCUGACCACAUUGCAUGCCUUGUUACACACUCUGCUCAUGGCCAGGUUGUGUUUUUGUGCCGACAAUGUGAUCCCCCACUUUUUCUGUGACAUGUCUGCUCUGCUGAGGCUGUCCUGCUCUGACACUCAAGUUAAUGAGUGGGUGAUAUUUAUCACGGGAGGGCUUAUUCUUGUCAUCCCAUUCCUACUUAUCAUCAUGUCCUAUGCACGGAUUGUGUUGUCCAUCCUCAAGGUCCCUUCUGCUAGAGGUAUCCGCAAGGCCUUCUCCACCUGUGGCUCCCACCUGUCUGUGGUGUCACUGUUCUAUGGGACAAUUAUUGCUCUCUAUUUAUGCCCAUCAGCUGAUAAUUCUACUGUUAAGGAGACGGUCAUGGCCGUGAUGUACACUGUGGUGACGCCCAUGCUGAACCCCUUCAUCUAUAGCCUGAGGAACAGGGACAUGAAGAGAGCCCUUGGAAGAGUGAUUUCAAGAAAUGGAUAA
This is a messenger RNA of Molossus molossus (Pallas's mastiff bat), 1842 nucleotides long. RefSeq names its product olfactory receptor 1E5-like. NCBI's taxonomy places the organism in Eukaryota, Metazoa, Chordata, Mammalia, Chiroptera, Molossidae. Gene Ontology annotation, molecular function: olfactory receptor activity; G protein-coupled receptor activity. Gene Ontology annotation, cellular component: membrane. Gene Ontology annotation, biological process: G protein-coupled receptor signaling pathway; gamete generation; meiotic DNA repair synthesis. The transcript has 9 exons. The record is from RefSeq and is a predicted model, not a curated record.